AUGAAACUGAAUCCCAUCCAUAAAAUUGCCAGACUAGGAGCAGGGUUAAAUAAUGAGACUGAUAAGAACUGCUACAGACACACAGACCAGAGCUGGUUUGAGACCACAGACCAGAGGGGAUUUGACACCACAGACCAGAGGGGGAUUGAGAUCACAGACCAGAGGGGAUUUGACACCACAGACCAGAGGGGGUUUGAGACCACGGACCAGAGGGGGUUUGAGAUCACAGACCAGAGGGGAUUUGACACCACAGACCAGAGCCGGUUUGAGAUCACAGACCAGAGGGGGUUUGAGACCACAGACCAGAGGGGGUUUGAGAUCACAGACCAGAGGGGGUUUGAGACCACAGACCAGAGGGGGAGAGAGACCAUAGACCAGAGUAGAGCCCUGCACGGGCCUAUUAUCUGGGCCCGAGCCCGGCCCUGGCCCGAGGGGGUGGCGCCCCAGCCCGGCCCGGCCCGAUAUGGUUUCUGA
Molecule: messenger RNA, 474 nt
Organism: Knipowitschia caucasica
Lineage: Eukaryota; Metazoa; Chordata; Actinopteri; Gobiiformes; Gobiidae
Source: the annotation of a GenBank genome assembly